AUGUCCAGACGACGAGCUCAUACCAAGUCUUCAAAUGGCUGCGCACAAUGCAAAAGGAGGCGGGUAAAGUGCGACGAAACACGGCCGUCAUGUGCAAUUUGUGCAAGAAGAGGUGAACCAUGCAGUUACCUUUCGCAGCCAUCAAAUCAGACACAAGGCAAUUUGCUUGCUGGAUUCUCGGCUCAGACCUCACCCACAACAUCUGAGUUCGAAGUUGAUAACAAUAGGGCUCUAGAGCUAAGAUUGAUGCAUCAAUAUUCAACCUCUACAUCCGUCGUUCUUUCCAAAGACUCGAGAGAUAUAAUGUUUUACUCCGAUGUUAUGGUCCAUCACGCAAUUUCAAACACAUUUCUGCUUCAUUCCAUUUUAGCCUCCGCCGCUAUUCACAUGUCGACUAUUGAGACUGACAAAUCACAAUAUUGGGUUGCUACUGCCCUGCAGUAUCACAGUCGUGCAUCACUUGGUCUCAAUGAAGCUUUAAAGAAUUACUCAUCUGCUUCAGAUGCGAUAUCUCUAUGUUCCCUGACCAUGGUUAUAAAUUCUUUAUCUUUGUCGAGAGAGAGAUUGGGAGGCGAAGAAAUUGAUCCUGUGGCUGAGUUGGUUCAAAUACGCAAAUUACUUCAGGGGCUCUCAGUCUGCUUAGACCAAACAAUAGGGGGUAACUUGUGGAGCGGUUCUUUCGAGGCUUGGAGGGAUCAAUUGAUCCUGAAAUCAUCCAAUCCGAAAGACACGGUUCAUAGGGACCUUCUCACACAUAUUGAUAACACAAAUUCCAUUUUUGGGCACAUGGGUAUAUUUUUGAGCCAGCACGAGAAGUUUCCAGAAUAUCAAUCCAAAAAUGAAGAAUUCAUCCAGACGAUACUGCAUAAGACGAAUGAAAUGGCUACAUACAUAGCUUCUAUUGAAAGUGAACAUAAGACUGAAUACAUCAAUGCUUAUACAUCACUCUUAUCAUACAUGGAAAUUUUUCGAAUAGAACAGGGCGCUACCAUCAUAGCAUGGCCACUGGCAGCCAGCAAUUUUCUGGUAUCCCUUUUAAUGAACGGUGAUGACAUAGCAAUGCUAAUAUUUAUGCACUAUGGAGUAGCGCUAUAUUUAUGCAACUUACAUAGUUUUUCGAAAGGCGCCGGAAAGCAUUUGGUAGAGAAAUUAUCGCUAGCACUCGAGGCAAAACGUCCAGAAUGGAUCGAGGUGCUUCUCUGGGCAAGGGCCUCUGUUUUACGGGAUAUGUAG
Molecule: messenger RNA, 1233 nt
Organism: Botrytis deweyae
Lineage: Eukaryota; Fungi; Ascomycota; Leotiomycetes; Helotiales; Sclerotiniaceae
Exons: 3
Coding region: 1-1233 (410 amino acids)
Biological process (GO): regulation of transcription by RNA polymerase II
Molecular function (GO): DNA-binding transcription activator activity, RNA polymerase II-specific; zinc ion binding
Source: RefSeq, a predicted model, not a curated record